Molecule: messenger RNA, 1785 nt
Organism: Stylonychia lemnae
Lineage: Eukaryota; Ciliophora; Spirotrichea; Sporadotrichida; Oxytrichidae
Source: the annotation of a GenBank genome assembly
AUGCUUGAUAAGUGCAUAGAUAUUACUAGAUAUUGCGACUAGAAAAAUGAGAGAUUAGUCGAUUAAUAGCCCUAAAAAAUUGAAGAUUUCAUAUCUAUCUAUGAGAACUUUGACAGACCUUAAAAGAGAUCUAUGAAUAUUUCAGUUUAUAACAAGCAGAUGAGAGAUUUAGAAGAUAUGGUGAACAAUAACCAGAGUAGAGAUGAAAAUUAGACUAAGACUAUAUACAACUCAACUUACGAUUCAAACUCAGACGAGGAAUUAGAACAGAGUGUACAAAAUUCAAAGAAAAGAAAAGAUCCUCUUUAUCAGACUAAUAGGUUUAAGUUUUCAUAGGAUGAAGACCUUGUAUUGAAAUAAACUCUCCUCUCAAAAUUAGGAUAUAAUGCUAAUAAGCUUAAAUGCUUUGACGAGUGGAAAUUUUAUCUAGACAAGUAUUUUCAGCAAAGGCAUCGACUAGAAAUAGUCAGAAGAUGUAUGGAAUUAAUACAAGAAAAGGAGGCUGAAAACCAAAAAUUAUUGAAAUUAAAUAAGAGAUUGAUACCUAAGACAACAACCAUUAUUUAGAAUGAAUUUGAGGAGGAAAAAAAGUUGCUUUAAAAAGAUGAUAAUGAUUCGAAGGAAAUGAGUUUAAGUUUGAGAGAUUAGUAAAAGAAUUUAAAUGAGAAGGUUUGGUUAGCUGAGGAAGAUUAAGUACUGCUCUAGGCUGUGUAUCUGCAUGGAUAAAAUAAGUGGUCAGAAAUUAGAUAUUAUCUAGAAGGCAAGACAUCUCUUGAAUGUAGAUAGAGAUUUGUAAAGAUAAAUCCAAAUGUUAUAAGAACCUGGUGGACAUUUUAAGAAGAUGUGCAUUUAGUAGUAGGAGUCAAAUUCUAUGGAGAUAAGCGAUGGGCAGAUCUUUCAGAGGCUGUCUUUAAGGGUAAAAGAAAUGAUUUGUAGUGCAGAGAAAGGUAUGUAAAUAUUCUUGACCCCAAAAUAGAAGCUAAGCAAUGGACAUAAGAUGAAGAUUAUAGAUUAAUGGAAUUAAUAGGAAUACAUGGAUCAUCAUGGGCUUCAAUAGCUAAAGAGUUUGGCAGUAUUCGAACAGACAGCCAGCUGAAAUGCAGAUGGAGACAUAUUGUAUCCAUGAAUAAAAAUGAAAAGAAAAGGGGAAGAAGAGUGAAGGAUCAAAGCAAAAUAGACAAUUAAAAAGCAAAUAAUAAUAAAGAUGAAAUAAUGAUUCAGUAAACACCCUAGUGCCAAGUAUUCAAAACUUUUACUAUUGAGGAUAAUUAAUCAAUUAAUGUUUCUAUUCCAGAAAGGAAUAUGGAAAUUUAUGAUCUCUAAAAAGAUAAUCCAUAGGUUCAAAAGAGUAAUUAAAUCAAUGCUACUAGAAAAAUUAUAGGCAAUUCAGUAAAAAAUGUAAAAGUAGUGAAAAAUAAAAAUAUAAAACAGGGAAAAGUAAUGGAUUAAGUAGCAUAUAUUGAGGAUUAAAAUAAUAAUAAUCCUGAAAUUUUGCUAAACACUAAUACUAAUAAGUCUAGUGAAUAAAUACUUGAAAAACUUAAAGCAUCAAAAUUGAUAAAAAGGACUCACAAUCAAUCAUCCUAAAUUGUUAAAGAUAAGAAAAUUGAUAAAAAAAGUAAAAAUAUAUCUAAAAAGAAAAGUAUUAACCUUGACAACCAAGAAGGAUAGAAAUCUUAAAAGUAGAAAUUAAAGCAAUGUAAGUAGUAAAAUUAGAAAUAAAAAAAAGCAUAAGAGAUUCUAUACAAAGAUAAAGAAAUGGAAACUAAAUUAAUUAAAUCUUGA